GGAAAAUUGGUCAGGACGGCUAUUACGAAUUAUUUUACAAACACCGAUCUCGCCUCGUGCACCUCUAAAGUCAUGUGCAUGCACUCGGCAUAUGCGAACAUGCGCUCAGGGAGUCGCGUCCCAGAGCUACUACUCGUUUUUCUCCCGUCAUCAUUCCUCCUUACCCGUUCUCACAUUGACUCUCAUCGUUUUGGAGGAAAUGUCGGAAAAUACCCCUACCACAGCCGCUUCCUCUGUUCCUCUCCAGAGAUCCACCACAGUUCGGAACAAGACAAACACCUCAGCGCAGCCCAAAUUGAGUGUCAUUUGAGAGACAUAUGUGUGUUCGUUGGCGGAGUGGAUGAUACACGACGGCAUAAAAGCAAUCCCGUAUGGUGACGCAAAUGAUGCGCGCUAGGUUGUCCCACGGCCGUCAAAGGCGCUGCACCUAGAACCUAAACGGCUAAAAAAAAGGUUGUGUAUGUACUAUGGAUGCGACUUGCUCGUGGAGGAUAUUGGCAAAGCACCGCCGAACCAACUCACUUAGCGUACAACCUGGUAUGGUAGUUAGUCAGUCUAGUAGAACAAUGCGCUGCAUGUGAUCACAUUUAGAAUCUCAA
This is a messenger RNA of Suillus discolor, 599 nucleotides long. RefSeq lists its product as uncharacterized. The record is from RefSeq and is a predicted model, not a curated record. The transcript has 3 exons. NCBI's taxonomy places the organism in Eukaryota, Fungi, Basidiomycota, Agaricomycetes, Boletales, Suillaceae. Bases 73 to 378 code for a protein of 101 amino acids.